This is a messenger RNA of Brenthis ino (lesser marbled fritillary), 441 nucleotides long. The record is from the annotation of a GenBank genome assembly. Lineage: Eukaryota; Metazoa; Arthropoda; Insecta; Lepidoptera; Nymphalidae.
AUGAAUCCUUUAAAACAUUCUAAGGUAUUCAAAACGUUUUCUAAUAGUAUACUUUUACCGAGGCCGGAUGAACCGCGUCCUGACUUGAAUUAUAAUUCUGAUGAAAGUAGUAUACGAAACAAUACUAACAGUUCAAAACAAAUCGAAGAAAUCAUUCAUUAUGCGCCUCCUCAAUCAGCUGACCCAUCUUUGGGUAUAAAUACAUUGAGUCCAAACGAUUUACUAAAUACAAUCCUAAAUCCAUAUAGUGGUGGUGAAAAUCUAAAUAAAAACAUAGAAAGUGAAGGGAUGAAAUUAAAUGUGAAAGAAAAAAGUUUUUCGAGAGACGAAAUUAAACAAGAUUCAGGCACUACAAGAAACGAACACUUGAAAGUAUACAAUUUAAAUGCAAGGAAAGAAGAUAACAAGGUUAAUUUCAAUGAAGCUGAAGUAGUCGUGGUU